This is a messenger RNA of Cynoglossus semilaevis (tongue sole), 3359 nucleotides long. RefSeq names its product mediator complex subunit 24 (gene med24). The transcript has 28 exons. Gene Ontology annotation, molecular function: transcription coregulator activity. Bases 141 to 3113 code for a protein of 990 amino acids. Gene Ontology annotation, cellular component: mediator complex. The record is from RefSeq and is a predicted model, not a curated record. Gene Ontology annotation, biological process: positive regulation of transcription initiation by RNA polymerase II. NCBI's taxonomy places the organism in Eukaryota, Metazoa, Chordata, Actinopteri, Pleuronectiformes, Cynoglossidae.
UUUUUUUUGGUUUCGUAUGACACUUAAAGGGGCUUUAGUAACAGCAGGCGGUUACAGUGUCUGAAUGAACGACUGCGGCGCUAACGGCUAACGUCAGCGACACAAGCUAAGGAGCCACAUAAAUAGCUAAUCAACAGUGAAUGAUGAAGGUGGUCAACCUGAAGCAAGCCAUUCUACAGGCGUGGAAGGAGCGUUGGAGUGAUUACCAGUGGGCUAUCAACAUCAAGAAAAACUUUCCAAAGGGAGCAUCAUGGGACUACCCUAACCUCGCAGAGGCUCUCAUGGAGCAGUCAAUGAUUGGUCCUUCUCCAAACCCUCUGAUCUUGUCUUAUCUCAAAUAUGCUAUAAGUUCACAGAUGGUCUCCUAUUCCAGUGUUCUAACCGCCAUUAGCAAGUUUGAAGACUUUUCCAGAGAGCUAUGUGUCAAAUCAUUGUUGGAGAUUAUGGACAUGUUCUGCCAUCGUCUCAGCUGUCACGGAAAGGCAGAGGAGUGCAUCGGCCUUUGUCGAGCUCUGCUGGGAGUGGUAGUGUGGCUCCUACAGGGCUGCGGUUGGUACUGUGACAACUUUCGAGAAAUGGGCCCAUCAUCCAGCACAGAGUCCAGUUUGAGAGCCUGUCAGGAGAGGCUUCACAGUCUGAUGGCCAGUCCUAAGAACAGAGCCUUGGUCCACAUUGCCCGACUGGAGGAUCAAGGAUCCUGGAACAAUGUCGAACAGGCAAUCCUAAAAGUGACUGAUGGCCUCAGCUGCAUACCCAAUCAGACUCUAAGGACUAAAGUGGAGGAAACUUUGUCAUUAAUAAAAAGUGUCCCUGUGAUGCUGUCCAUUCAGUGUGAAUCUCCGGUCGAUGAAUCCUACCCAUCUGUCCAUGCAUUCAUCAUGCUGGAAGGAACUAUGAAUCUAACAGGGGAGAUACAACCACUAGUGGAACAGUUGAUGAUGAUCAAGAGAAUGCAGCGAAUUCCUACGGCACUCUUUGUCCUGGAGAUCUGGAAAGCAUGUUUCACCGGCCUGAUCGAGUCACCAGAGGGCACUGAGGAGCUAAAAUGGACUGCUUUCACAUUCCUGAAGAUACCACAAGUUUUACUUCGACUAAAGAAGUACACUCAGUGUGAAAAGGGACAGGACUUUACUGAUGAUGUAAAUAUUGCAUUUGAGUACUUACUGAAGCUCACUCCACUGCUGGACAAGGCAGAUCAGAGAUGCAAUUGUGAUUGUCUGGGAAUGCUGCUGCAGGAGUGUAAUAAGCUCGGUCUGCUGUCAGAGCCAAAUACAGCCAACCUGACUGCCAAACGCACCGAGGACAGGGAGCUCGCCCCAAAGCUGAAAACUGCAGAAAAUGCUAACAUUCAGCCAAACCCUGGCCUCAUCCUGAGAGCAGAGCCCACUGUCACCAAUAUUCUUAAGACAGUAGAUGCAGACCACUCCAAGUCCCCUGAGGGCCUCCUUGGUGUCCUGGGACACAUGUUGUCUGGGAAAAGCCUUGAUCUCCUCUUGGCAGCAGCAGCAGCCACUGGGAAACUCAAAUCCUUUGCCCGAAAGUUCAUUAAGCUUAAUGAGUUUCCCAAGCACAUUAGUGGAGAAGGAUCAAAGUCCGCCUCGGUCCGAGCCCUGCUCUUUGACAUUUCUUUUCUCAUGCUCUGCCAUGUGGUACAGACAUAUGGCUCCGAGGUGAUCCUGUCAGACCCCAGCCCUUCUGGGGAAACGCCCUUCUUUGAAACAUGGCUCCAGACAUGUAUGCCUGAAGAGGGCAAGACUUUGAAUCCAGACCACCCUUGCUUCAGACCUGAGCCUGGAAAGGUGGAGAGCCUGGUCAUUCUGCUUAACCCUAAUUAUGAAAUGCCUUUAGCUCAGGUGAAAUGGCAUGAAAUCUGCCUCAGCAUCCCAGCAGCCAUCCUGGAAGUUCUUAAUGCGUGGGAGAAUGGAGUGUUGUCGGUGGAGGCGGUACAGAAGAUCACAGACAACAUCAAGGGAAAGGUCUGCAGUAUGGCCAUUUGUGCUGUGGCCUGGUUAGUGGCCCACGUUAGAGUGCUGGGGAGGGAUGAGAGGGAGAAACCUCAGACUAUGAUCAGGCAGCUGGUGACUCCACUUUAUGGAGAAAACACCCUGCAGUUUUACAACGAACGCGUUAUCAUCAUGAGUUCCAUCAUGGAGCACAUGUGCGCCGAUGUCUUCCAACAAACAGCCACGACCCUGCGACCUCCGGUGGAGGGCCAGGAGCCUAUUCCCUAUCGCAAUCUGCUGCCCGCCAAAGAGCCCAUCCACAAGGCACUCAGCACACAGUUCCAGGUUGUGCUACGCAAAGGCUGGGUGGAUAGUCGUGCAUUGCAUCUGUUUGAGAGUCUCCUCAACAUGGGAGGCGUUUUCUGGUUCACCAACAAUCUAGUCAAAGAGCUGCUGAAGGAGACUCGACAAGAAUGGGCCAAUCGGGCGGUGGAGAUUCUUUACAGCAUCUUCUGUUUGGACACUCAGCAGAUCACGCUCACUCUGCUGGGUACGAUUCUGCCAAACCUGCUAACUGACACCGCCCGCUGGAACAGCCUGGCAGACCCUCCAGGAAAGGCCUUGGCCAAGUUGGCAGUGUGGUGCGCGCUCAGCUCUUACUCCUUUCACAACAAAGGUGCCUCCUCUGCACGUCAACGCAAGAGGCAACGAGAAGAUAUCGAGGACUACAACAGCCUUUUCCCUUUGGAUGACACUCAACCGUCGAAACUCAUGCGCCUGCUCAGCUCCAAUGAGGAUGAACCCGUCGCCCUCUCCAGUCCAGGAGACAGAUCUAUUAGCACUUCCCUGUCGGCCUCCCAGCUUUAUACUGUUAACAUGAGAGAUCCUCUGAACCGAGUUCUGGCGAACCUAUUCCUCCUCAUCUCCUCCAUCCUGGGCUCCAAGAUGGCAGGGCCUCACACCCAGUUUGUGCAGAGUUUUAUGGAGGAGUGCGUCGAGUGCCUGGAGCAGGGGAGUCGUGGAAGCAUCCUCCAGUUUAUGCCUUUUACUAUGGUUUCUGAGCUCCUCAAGCUGCCUGCUCUGGCCCAGCCAAAAGUUGUCCUGGCGAUCACUGACCUGACUCUGCCGCUUGGGAGGAGAGUAGCUGCUAAAGCCAUAUCUGCCUUGUGAAGAUAUGACACUUCAAAUUUCUCUCCACUAUUAAAAUAACAUGGUGUUGGCCCUGGAUUGUUCCUUAUGAAACGCCAUAACUAGUUUUUGUUUGUUUGUUUUUUUUGUACCUGAGAAGAUCAUUUCAUUGUUUGCUGUAAAAUGUCUUUAACCCUCUUUCUGGGAACUCCUUUUUUUACCACUGUGUUUGUAGAAGGUCUUUUAUUAACUUUGUAAAUAAAAUUCAGACCAAAUGUCAACCUGAAA